Rhipicephalus microplus (southern cattle tick) is the source of this 1824-nucleotide messenger RNA. RefSeq lists its product as uncharacterized. NCBI's taxonomy places the organism in Eukaryota, Metazoa, Arthropoda, Arachnida, Ixodida, Ixodidae. The record is from RefSeq and is a predicted model, not a curated record.
AGCCGCAUGGUGCCGCUUGCGGCUCAACUGUGGAGGCAACCGCGGAAAUGAAGAGCCUGCGCAGCACCUCGCAUGAAAAGGCGUACGGCUUCAUUUUCCUGGCUGGCUUGGCCUUUGCGUGCGCAGGGUUCGCCGUGUUUUCGACGUACAGCCAGUUCCUCGGACUGGUACUGGUCAUCUUCGGCGUGGGGGUCAUCAUGACGGGAGCGGUCUUUGUAGACUCGUGCCUUACUCAAGUAGGAGCUUCUAGGCAAUGCAGCCCACCCGACUACGAAAUGGUAAUGGCACAACGUGAAGACGAAGACGGCGACGCGGCGCUGUUCCUUGGUCCGCCUCCAACGUCUACAAGACGACACUGGAGCCUCCCUUCUCCGUGGAGCCCUUUCACUGAGCCGACCCUCUUCGAAAUGAGCGCUGUCAACGACCCUCGCAUCGGGCACCAAUUGAGCACGCAGCUGCCGCAGAGUGACUGCUCCGAGCGGGACCGUCUGCAGGGCCGCUUUGUCUACCCAUUGAAACUGCCAACCGCCCUACCGCACGACUCAGCGGCUAACAAUUUGAACUCGUCGGCGGGCGAGUCGUGGACGCCGGAACGCGACGCUGCUGCCUGCGGGCCGAGCCUUCUGCCAGAUGUUUCCUUCGACGGAGCCUCACCCGCGCAUCCUGCCUGUGUAUCGGUGGAUCCGGACGAGCUACCUUCGUACGACGCGGUGCUGGCCGAAGAUCUCCGGGCAGGCGGCGUUGCGUCGCCCGACAGCCGAUCUCCACGUGAGGACAACGGCCGGAUGACGCGCGGCCGAUUGUCGGCCCCCGAGCUUCUCGGUUCGCCCUCGUCGACCGGCACUACAUCCCUGGCUUGCGCCGACCGCUAGCGUGCGCCCGCAGCGUCGCGCACUGCAGCGGCUUGCGACGAGCGUUGCAGCAGCCGGGAAGAGCAGCAGCUGGUGUCUAUAAAACUAGAGCCUUUCUUUUGCUCUUCAAAACAGCGUGGAUGUUCAUCGGCGAGCGCACAGCUGCGCCGCCGUCCAUGUCUGUUCGUGGCAGUGCUGCGCAUGAGAUCUCGUGGGUGAGUCCCCCGCCUCUUUCUGGCUCCAAACCUCCUAUCUGUUCGGGAGUGUGCCUAUCGUGUCGGCCACCCUUAUGAGGUGAUGGCCGGCGCGGUGCACGGCACACUUCCGCACCUAUGACGUGACGAGGUGGGGACAAGCAGAGCCGCGUUAACAGCGCGACGUCGCGUGGGGUUUUGCUGUAAAGGUAUGAAGCGAAAAUGGAGCUGAACCACAGCUGCGGUGGCAGAGCGGCUGCUCAGCAGCAACGGUACCCAUGAAGCGCAGCGCCCUCUAUGUGAUCGGGGCCUUCCUCGUGGCCCUGUGCGUGGCCGGCAUCUUCUGCGUCAUCUUCGCCGACAUCACUGUCGGCCUUUUCAUCAUUGGCACAGCGUUUACGGUGGCCCUUCUUUUCGGCAUCGCAUGGAUGGGCCGCGCUUGCUACGGCGGAAUGCCGCGACGUCCAUCGCUCAGCACUUCAGUCGAAGACCCCUCCCAGCCACCGGCAGACUCCCUUAUGGCCAUCGACAUUCCGCCCUACCCCGCGCCAUCGGAGAAGGUGUUCCGAGAGGCCCACAGUCAGAGGAGCGACUCAAGGGCCGUGCUCUACAAAAGCAGUGACGGGGCCGUAAUCAUAACAAAGCGGCCACCUGUUCUCAGUGAUUCAGAAAAUGAUUACAGCGGCGUCUAUCUUUAGGAUGCAUAACUCUUGCUAAAAAAUGCGAAAUUCACCUGGUAGUUGCCGGUACAAAUAAGAAUUUAGGUUUCAGACUGCGUU